This is a messenger RNA of Amyelois transitella, 1836 nucleotides long. RefSeq names its product eukaryotic translation initiation factor 3 subunit D (gene eIF3d1). Gene Ontology annotation, biological process: translational initiation. The record is from RefSeq and is a predicted model, not a curated record. NCBI's taxonomy places the organism in Eukaryota, Metazoa, Arthropoda, Insecta, Lepidoptera, Pyralidae. Gene Ontology annotation, molecular function: translation initiation factor activity. Gene Ontology annotation, cellular component: cytoplasm; eukaryotic translation initiation factor 3 complex. Bases 128 to 1771 code for a protein of 547 amino acids. The transcript has 10 exons.
AUCGGGGAUGGUAACACAGCAAGUCUUCUUUAAAAAAAAAUUGUCGUGCUGUCGUGGGUAGCGUUUACACAAUUUAUUUGCCUUGAAUUGAAAUAUUAUUAUAUUUCCUGCUUCAAGUUUCGUCGUGAUGUCAGAACAUGUUUUACCGGCCGAAGAGCCGAUACGUUUCAUAGCACCCGUGAUUCAAGAUAACCCUACAGGAUGGGGACCUUGCGAAAUGCCGGAGCAAUUUCGGGACAUGCCAUACCAGCCUUUCAGUAAAGGCGAUCGCUUGGGAAAAAUAAGUGACUGGACCGUGGUACAGGAUAAGAAGUAUCAAAAUAAGUAUGCAUCCCAAUUCGGCGCUGGUUCGUCAUAUGCAUACUUCCACGACGAAGAUGAGAGUACAUUCCACUUGGUGGACACGACGCGCGUACAAAAGCCGCCGUACCAACGCGGGCGGGCUCGUGGUCAGCGCGGACGCGGUGCUAGGGGAGCGCGCACUCCGGGUGGCAUGACCACUUUGAACAAGCAACGUGAUCGCAAGCUUGGCAAGAGAUGGGGUCAAAGAGGAGCUCCAAUGAAGAUCCGAGAUGCAUCUGUCACCGUGCGACCCACUUGGGUGACUAUUGAAGACAUGGACUUCCCACGUCUUGCUAAAUUAUCUUUACCGGGGAUCAAAGAAGGUGAAGAUAUUGUUUGCUGUGGUACCUUAGAGUACUAUGACAAGGCUUACGACCGUGUCAAUGUGAAGCAUGAGAAGCCUCUGCAGCGUAUUGAUCGUAUUUUCCAUACGGUGACUACCACAGAUGACCCCGUGAUCCGCCGCCUGAGUAAGACUACUGGCACUGUCUAUGCUACCGAUGCUAUAUUGGCCACCAUCAUGUGUUGCACUCGCUCCAACUACUCUUGGGAUAUUGUUAUUGAGAAAAUUGGUGACAAACUGUUCUUCGACAAGCGCGACAACACAGAAUUUGACCUGCUAACCGUGAACGAGACAUCUGUGGAGCCCCCCGCAGACGACGGCAACUCCAUCAACUCUCCGCGGAACCUGGCCUUAGAGGCCACCUUUAUCAACCACAACUUUAGCCAGCAGGUAUUAAAGUCUGGUCAGAACGAGGCCAAGUAUAAGUUCCCGGAGCCGAACCCGUUCGUCUCCGAAGAAGAGGAGGGGGAAGUGGCUUCGGUCGGCUACCGCUACCGCAAGUGGAACCUCAACAAUGGUGUGGUCCUCGUGGCCCGUUGCGAGCACGACGCCGUGAUGCAGGGCCCGCAGAACGAGACCCAGUUCCUCACGAUCAAGGCGCUGAACGAGUGGGACUCCAAGCUGGCCAACGGCGUGGAGUGGCGGCAGAAGCUGGACACGCAGAGGGGCGCCGUGCUGGCCAACGAGCUGAGGAAUAACUCGUGCAAGCUCGCUAAGUGGACUGUGCAGGCGCUCCUGGCCGGCUCUGACCAGAUCAAGUUCGGCUACGUGUCCCGCACCCAAGUGCGCGACAAUUCGCGCCACGUGAUUCUCGGUACGCAGCAAUUCAAGCCGCACGAGUUCGCGGCUCAAAUCAACUUGUCCAUGGACAACGCGUGGGGAAUACUGCGAUGCGUCAUCGACUUCUGUAUGACACAGAAGGACGGUAAGUAUCUCAUUAUGAAGGACCCUAACAAGCCCUUGAUCCGUCUUUACGACAUCCCCGAUAACACGUUCGAGUCGGAUGCUUCCGAAGAAAGUGGAGACGAACAAGCAGACACGCCAUUCGCGCCGCUGUACUCUUACGGGAACGCAAAAAGAAUUUAAUCGCAUCAUACAUUGCGUAGCAAAUCUUGUAAAGGGUUAAAUAUGAAUAAAAUAAUGUAUCGUCA